AUGCGUCUUUCCUUGCUGGCGGCCUUGGCCGCCGCCGUCCCGGGAACCGCCGCCGUCGGCCCCAAGAGAUUCAAUACCCUCCCCCCGGUGCCCAAGGAUGACAUCCCCAGGGAUGGCGUCUUCCGCGUGUCCUUCAAGGCGGCCGCCCGGAUCAACAUCUACAACGGCACCUUCCAGCAGCUCAUCGACCACGACAACCCGUCCCUCGGCACCUUCACCCAGCGGUACUGGUACAACGCCGACUUCUACACGGCGCCCGGGUCGCCCGUCGUCCUCCUCGCGCCGACAGAGAGCUCCGGAGAGCUCGCGCGGGGCUACGUCACCAACGCCACGCUGCCCGGCGCCUUCGCCCAGACCAACGGCGGCGCCGCCAUCGUCCUGGAGCACCGCUACUUCGGCACGUCGUCGCCGUACCAGGACCUGACGACCCAGACGCUGCAGUACCUCACCGUCGACCAGGCCAUCCGGGACGUGGUCCGCUUUGCCCGCCACGUCGAGCUGCCCUUUGACCCGAGCGGCUCGUCCCGGCCGGACAAGGCGCCCUGGAUCCUGACGGGCUGCUCCUACUCCGGCGCCCUGGCCGCGUGGAUCGCCCGCCUGGCCCCCGGCACCUUCUGGGCCUACCACUGCAGCAGCGCCGUCGUCCAGGCCGUCGGCGACUUCUGGCAGUACUUCGCGCCGGUGGAGGAGGCCAUGCCGAGGAACUGCAGCGCCGACGUGAAGAGGAUCAGCGCCCAUCUGCAGCGGGAGCUCACCACCAGGCCCGAGGGCGCGAGGCGGCGGCUCAAGGACUCCUUCGGCCUGGGGGAGCUGCAGGACGACGACUUUGUCUUUGCGACCAUGUACCCGUUGGGCUGGUGGCAGCAGCAGCAGUUCUACUCGGGGUACGGGGGGUUGUUCCAAAUGUGCGACUGGAUCGAGGGAUUCUGGCCGGGUUCGGGCAAGACCCAGCCUGUCGGGGCCAAGGGCGUGGGAUUGUCGCCGGCGUUGGAGAACUUCGCCAAGUAUUUCAGGGAGGUGUUCCUCUCGGGAGAGGGAGCUUGCGCCAAAGCGUCAAGCGUAAGCUGCUACGACUCGCAUAAUGUCCAGAACUACGCUUACACCAACACCUCGGCCGGUAACUCGGACCGGGCAUGGGAGUGGAUGUUGUGCAACGAGGCCCUCGAGUUUUGGCAAGACGGCUCCCCUCAUUCCACCGUCGGAUUCCCACCGCCUCUGCUCAACGUAGAGUAUUUCCGUCGCCAGUGCCCCUUGUACUUCCCCAGCGUCAACAACUACGUGGUCGGCAUGGAAAAGGGCGUCCGAGCGGAAGACGUCAACCGCCGAACGGGGGGAUGGGACAGCGUCGGUCCCAAGCGACUCAUCUGGGUCAAUGGCGAGUGGGACCCGUGGCGACCGGCGACCGUCUCGAGCAAGUAUCGCCCCGGCGGUCAGUUCAGGGGCGACAAAGACCGGCCUGUGUUUAUUGUCCCCCAGGGAAGCCAUUGCAAUGACUACGUGUUGGAGAACGGCGAGGUGAAUGAGGGCGUGAAGAAGAUUAUUGAUGCCGAGCUUGCCGUUAUGAAACGAUGGGUGCGCAAGUUUUAUGACAGGAGGUAA
Messenger RNA from Ustilaginoidea virens, 1599 nucleotides. RefSeq lists its product as uncharacterized. The record is from RefSeq and is a predicted model, not a curated record. The coding region runs from base 1 to 1599 and encodes 532 amino acids. The transcript has 4 exons. NCBI's taxonomy places the organism in Eukaryota, Fungi, Ascomycota, Sordariomycetes, Hypocreales, Clavicipitaceae. Gene Ontology annotation, biological process: proteolysis. Gene Ontology annotation, molecular function: dipeptidyl-peptidase activity; serine-type exopeptidase activity.